AUGGGUAAAAGUACAAAGAACCCAAGUGGGAUGAAGGUUGAACCGAAGAUUAUUUCCGAAAACCCUGACAAGGGUUCUCGUGUGAGUGGAAAAUGGUGGAAAUCAGAAAAGAAAGCAUUCAGAAUCAAAUCUCUUGGAGUAAAAUCUUCAUGGCAAAAAAAGCAGGAACAGAGACUCAAAGAUAAGGAGUUCAAAGAGAAGCUGGCUGCUCUCAAAGAGGAGAAGGAAAAUAAGCGGAAAGAGCAUAUUGAGAAAAUAAAAGAAAGACGUAAGAAGAAGGAAGAGAAAGAGCGGUACGAAUAUCUUGCGACGAAGAUGCAUAAGAAAAAGCUUGAUAGGCUUAAAAGAAGGGAGAAACGGAAUAAGCUUCUUAGUGAGCGUUGA
Molecule: messenger RNA, 384 nt
Organism: Brettanomyces bruxellensis
Lineage: Eukaryota; Fungi; Ascomycota; Pichiomycetes; Pichiales; Pichiaceae
Exons: 2
Coding region: 1-384 (127 amino acids)
Source: RefSeq, a predicted model, not a curated record